CCCCCGUUCUUGCUGCCCCCUCCCCUGUCGCGCGCGCGCGCGCGGAGCGGGGGCCUGUUUCUCGCUCCUCCCGAGUUGCGGCCGCCGCCGCUGCCGCCGCCGCCGUCGUCGCCGCCGCCGCUGCUCCUCCUCUCUCAAUCUCGGGUUUCCCAGGCGCUGCCGCCGCCGCUACCUCUGCGGUCUGAGGAGGAGGAUGUGAAGAUGGCGGAGCUGCAGAUGCUGCUGGAGGAGGAAAUCCCGGGGGGCCGCCGGGCCCUCUUCGACAGUUACACGAACCUGGAACGGGUGGCAGAUUACUGCGAGAACAACUACAUCCAGUCAACAGAUAAGCAGAGAGCCCUUGAAGAAACCAAAGCCUACACCACCCAGUCCUUAGCAAGUGUUGCCUACCUGAUAAACACUUUGGCCAACAAUGUUCUGCAAAUGCUGGAUAUCCAGGCAUCACAGCUUCGGAGGAUGGAAUCUUCAAUCAAUCAUAUUUCACAAACUGUUGAUAUUCAUAAAGAGAAAGUUGCAAGAAGAGAAAUUGGUAUCUUGACUACCAAUAAAAACACUUCAAGGACACAUAAGAUUAUUGCUCCAGCCAAUCUUGAAAGACCAGUUCGUUAUAUUAGAAAACCUAUUGACUAUACGAUUCUAGAUGAUAUUGGACAUGGAGUAAAGUGGUUGCUUAGAUUUAAGGUGAGUACCCAGAAUAUGAAGAUGGGUGGGCUGCCUCGUACAACACCUCCAACUCAGAAACCUCCCAGCCCCCCAAUGUCAGGGAAAGGGACACUUGGGCGGCACUCCCCCUAUCGCACACUGGAGCCAGUGCGUCCUCCAGUGGUACCAAAUGAUUACGUACCUAGCCCAACCCGUAAUAUGGCUCCCUCGCAGCAGAGCCCUGUGAGGACAGCUUCUGUGAAUCAAAGAAAUCGAACUUACAGCAGCAGUGGGAGUAGUGGAGGAAGCCACCCAAGUAGUCGGAGCAGCAGUCGGGAGAACAGUGGAAGUGGGAGUGUGGGCGUUCCCAUUGCUGUUCCUACUCCCUCUCCUCCCAGUGUUUUUCCAGCCCCUGCUGGCUCUGCUGGUACUCCUCCCCUUCCUGCUACUUCUGCAUCUGCCCCUGCCCCUCUUGUUCCUGCUUCUGUCCCUUCCUCCACUGCCCCAGAUGUUGCUGCGGGGGGUCCCCAGGCCCUUGCUGAUGGCUUCACUUCUCCUACUCCCCCUGUUGUUUCUUCCGCUCCCCCUACAGGUCAUCCUGUUCAGUUCUACAGUAUGAAUAGACCUGUUGCUCGCCAUACUCCCCCAACAAUAGGGGGGUCUUUGCCCUAUAGACGCCCUCCUUCCAUAACUUCACAGACAAGUCUUCAGAACCAGAUGAACGGAGGGCCGUUUUAUAGCCAGAAUCCAGUAUCUCUUGCUCCUCCUCCUCCCUCCAUCCUACAGGUAACUCCCCAGUUACCUUUAAUGGGAUUUGUGGCCAGAGUCCAAGAAAAUAUUUCAGAUACACCACCUCCACCACCACCUGUGGAAGAACCAGUCUUUGAUGAAUCUCCCCCACCGCCACCACCCCCCGAAGACUAUGAAGAGGAGGAGGCUGCUGUGGUUGAGUAUAGUGAUCCUUAUGCUGAAGAGGAUCCACCAUGGGCCCCACGAUCUUACUUGGAAAAGGUUGUGGCAAUUUAUGAUUAUACAAAAGACAAGGAAGAUGAGCUGUCAUUUCAGGAAGGCGCCAUUAUUUAUGUCAUUAAGAAGAAUGAUGAUGGUUGGUAUGAGGGAGUUAUGAAUGGAGUGACUGGGCUCUUUCCUGGGAAUUAUGUUGAAUCCAUCAUGCAUUAUUCUGAGUAAAGCUUUCAGCUGGGUUGUUUCCCUCACAGAAUAGUCAAGUUUUCCCAGGGCAAAAGGCCCUGGAGAUUUCCCUCCAGUGAAAUGAAUGAAGGACAAGUGAUAAAAACUACUUAGUUUUGUUUAUCCCCCAGUAUUAAACAAACAAAAAAGCAAGCUGAAUUUAAAUAAAUGGAUCUUGCUGCCAUCAUCCGUACUAUGCUGAGCUGUCUGGAUUGAAAUAAAGUGACCAUUUUGGGACAUGUCAGAGCUAUCACAGCAUAACUAUGUAAAAAUAAAUCAGGUUAAGACUAAUUCAGAAAAAUAUCUGGGAUCUUUCUCAGGAAUACUGUUUAUCCUUAGGAAUUUUCCUCCUGCAGACUCUGUGGCAUUGGAUGUUCUUCGGUGCCUGUGCUAAGGGAUAACCUCAUGGUCAAGUGUGUACCCUCACCCCAAUUUCUUCCACUUGUAUGAGGAGGGAAUCAGUACUUAAAUACUAUACCUAACCAUUUUUAGAAUUGUUUCAGAUGGCUUCUUUCCUCUUAGCACUGUAAAUCCUGCAUUCUCUCAGCACUUAAGUGCACCACGAGUUAAUGCUGAACUGACUUGCAUCCCUUCAUGUUUCUCAAUUUGUAGUAUGAGGUUGAUGAAACGUGAGUUUCCACACAUUGCGAGGGUGAUCACUUUUAAUGUGCUCUGCUGCAUGAAUCUGCAUUGCCACUAGUGGCCAUCGUGCCCAGGUGUGAAGAGCAGUAGGCUAGUUCAUCUGCUUAAGCAGGCAUGCGAAACUAGAGAGGACUGUUCCUAAGGUUCCAGGAGACUGAGCUGUAGAAAUUUACCACAGGUCAGUUGGUGUCCUGAACCCUUGUCAUAGGUGCUGUUCUGAGGAGGUCAGGUUAUUUACUUUUUUUCAUUUUAAAACAUUCUUCUUUUGGGAAAAUUUCACAUACAUCUUUUCAUUGUCACUUGGAAUAGGAGGCUUGUUACUGUGUUUUCUGAAUAUUUAAAUGGCCAGUGUUAGCUGCUGCUGCAUUGUUUACUCAAUUCUGAAACAGAAUUCUUCUAAUUUUGUGUGAUUGGUCUCUGAAGGAGCUGCUCUUGGUAGAAAUUUGUACCUUAUCCAAAGAAUAAUGGUAAUGGAACAUGUGGGAUAAAGCCAAAUACUUAGUUAAUCAUAUAAAAAAAUAAAACUUUGAGGGAAAUGACAGUAUUUUUCUAUCUGUGCAUUAUAGUUUCAGUGGAGUUUGUUAGGAAAAUUUGCUUUAAUAUAUCUCAGUAGUAAGCAUAAUAUUACAUUCCAGAAGGGUCAGCAGGUGAUACUGCAGUGAGGAUCCAACUUAUGGUCCUUCAGG
Molecule: messenger RNA, 3158 nt
Organism: Sorex fumeus (smoky shrew)
Lineage: Eukaryota; Metazoa; Chordata; Mammalia; Eulipotyphla; Soricidae
Gene: ABI2
Product: abl interactor 2
Exons: 12
Coding region: 202-1830 (542 amino acids)
Cellular component (GO): lamellipodium
Molecular function (GO): SH3 domain binding
Source: RefSeq, a predicted model, not a curated record